This is a messenger RNA of Cannabis sativa, 597 nucleotides long. Its product is annotated as protein FAR1-RELATED SEQUENCE 5-like. The record is from RefSeq and is a predicted model, not a curated record. The transcript has a single exon. Lineage: Eukaryota; Viridiplantae; Streptophyta; Magnoliopsida; Rosales; Cannabaceae. Bases 1 to 597 code for a protein of 198 amino acids.
AUGACCAACGUUGAUCCUUUUUCUUCACCCAAGUGGCCACCAAUAAAAGAAGCAUUCGAGAUUCAAAAGAAAAUAUGUGAAAUCACUACAAAUGAUGUUGUGGGAAAAACAUUACCAUCCGUCGAUGAGUGGAAAUAUUUUUUGACAACAUACGCGAAGUAUACCAGUUUCAGCGUCCGAAGAGAUGAUGUUGUCCGCGAUGAUGAAGACAUUAUCACGAUGAGGAGGUGGGUUUGCUCCAGUGAAGGAUUUAGAAGACAAAAAUAUAUUGAUAUGCCUGAAAGACAAAGGAGACCUAAACCUAUCACAAGAACUGGUUGUGGGGUGGCGUUUAGAAUAUUGCGUUCAAGGGAUAAGACAUGUUACACUGCAAAAGAAUUCGUGAUACAACACAACCAUCCCACUGCCACUACCUUAGAAAUGAAUUACCUGAGAUCGAAUCGUGAGGUCCCAGAUUCAAUGGUUGCCCAAGUAAGAACUAUAAAUAAAUUGGGGAUCAAGACAUCUAAUAUAAUGGCACAUGUCGCACUACAAGCUGGGGGCUAUGAAAAUGUUCCUUACCAAUUGAAAGAUGUUUACAAUGUUGUUGCCAAAUAA